Molecule: messenger RNA, 676 nt
Organism: Aspergillus japonicus CBS 114.51
Lineage: Eukaryota; Fungi; Ascomycota; Eurotiomycetes; Eurotiales; Aspergillaceae
Exons: 1
Coding region: 74-427 (117 amino acids)
Source: RefSeq, a predicted model, not a curated record
GUGGAAUUUCGGCAAUCGUCGAACUACGUUCUGACGACUUCUCGAGUCUUACGCCUGGGACAGGCGACGGCAGAUGCUCCUUCGACUGUGCCCGUCUUACAAGUACUAUCUUACGACCCGUCCAGUCUUAGAACUCCAGUCUUACGACUAUCCCGGUCUUACGACUACCCCAGUCUUACGACUAUCCCGGUCUUACGACUAUCCCGGUCUUACGACUACCCCAGUCUUACGACUAUCCCGGUCUUACGACUAUCCCGGUCUUACGACUACCCCAGUCUUACAACCUGUAGUCGUCCGACUGGUUUGGCCGUCCGACUACCCCAGUCUUACAACCUGUAGUCGUCCGACUGGUUUGGCCGUCCGACUACCUUCUCUCGAUCAUAUCGCUCGUAUACAGGGUCCGACAUAUCUACUGUUGCGCUUCUAGCCUUCUGUAUUAUACCUAACGACUCAAGUCUUCGCGAUCUGUGCUACAGCUCGAUGAUUUCCGACACCCUGCUUCUUAAAACCAUGAACCUCAGCACUCCUUUGUCCUACGCCUUCAGUCGUAAUCUCUCAUUAAUUUAUUACUUUGUAGGACUUACGUCCUUAAGCGAAAGAUAUUACAGCACAAUCCUUUGCUGCGGGCAAGUACAAUAUCAUUUGCGAGCAUCAUAUUCAACUCGGGACCGAAGGU